CCCAAGAGGCUUCGAAUGCUACUGUGUCAGUCCAGGCCUUCUACAAGUCCCUGCGGUCCUAGUGUGAAAUCGUCCCGAAAAUCCGAACGUCGCUCGGCUCUUCCUCCCCAGUCCUGCUCAAAAUGGUCCCCCCCGGAAGUGCUGGCGGAGACUGCGGCUGCGCCUCUCUCCAAAGGGCAGGCGUCGCGGGGCCGGGCACUUCCGCACUUCCGCUUUCCGGCCCAGACAGCACCCGCAAUGACUGCCACUCUCCGCCCCUACCUUAGUGCCGUGCGGGCCACACUGCAGGCUGCCCUCUGUCUGGAGAACUUCUCCUCCCAGGUCGUGGAACGACACAACAAGCCAGAGGUGGAAGUCAGGAGUAGCAAAGAACUCCUGUUGCAACCUGUUACCAUCAGCAGGAAUGAAAAGGAAAAGGUUCUGAUUGAGGGCUCCAUCAAUUCUGUCCGGGUCAGCAUUGCUGUGAAACAGGCUGAUGAGAUCGAGAAGAUUUUGUGCCAUAAGUUCAUGCGCUUCAUGAUGAUGCGAGCGGAGAACUUCUUUAUCCUGCGAAGGAAGCCUGUGGAGGGGUAUGACAUCAGCUUUCUUAUCACCAACUUCCACACGGAGCAGAUGUACAAACACAAAUUAGUGGACUUUGUAAUCCACUUCAUGGAGGAGAUUGACAAGGAGAUCAGUGAAAUGAAGCUGUCUGUCAAUGCCCGGGCCCGCAUUGUGGCUGAGGAGUUCCUCAAGAAUUUUUAAACCAUCUGGCUGGAUCUCGCGGCCUUCCCCCUUGGCCUUCCCUGUGUCUCUGCGUGUCUGCGAAGGUGUCCUGGAGUCACUCCCCGGAGCAGCGGUGCAGCAGCAGCAGCAGCAGCAGGAAGCUGGGUUGGGUGGGCAUUGGAUGCGGGAGGCGGGUGUGGUGUGCUUGCUAGCUGUGCAAAAAGGCAGCAGUGGACCUGCCCCAAGGCCACACGUGUCUGGUCAGGCUAGCUUCCGAUGUUCAGUCCCCUGGGUUGGGACAGACUUUUUUUUAAACGUCCCGAAACCUAAACUCUGUGCUUGUAGAAGACUGUAACCUUUUGUCUUUUUUUUUUUUUUUUUUACAACCUGCACCUCCAGUGGCUGUGACUGGCCCCAGUGAUUGUACCUUAUUGGUCGCUGUGGUCUGGGCGGGCCUGGAGCCAGAAGGCGACUUUUUUUCCUGUGCCACCCCAGGUGGGGAGAGAGGGAAGUUUCAGACUCCAGUUUCUCUUUUCUGCUGUCUUACUCAAAGCCUCCUUGGCCCGGUAGAGGUGGUAAGGACUCUCUACUGGCUUCCUGAGUUCUGCCUGAAGAUGGCUACCGCACUGGUUGGGAACAAGGGCUGAAUCCAUGAUUGCCAGGCAGACCUAGGAGCUGGGGUCCAAAAGCCAGGCAACUUCUGGCUGCAGAGGCCACCAGGAGUCAUCCUCCCCCAACGCCUCCCCAGCUGAGAGGCCCCAAGGCUUGCCUGUCUGGGUACAGUGCCUGUGCUGGAGGUGCAGAGGUGAGUCUUUGCGUGCCCACCUGGGCCUCACCUACUCCGGCUCCUCUGCUGCCGCUCGCUGUCUCUGAUUCUGAUGAAUCCUCCCUUCCCCUGAUUAAAGUCUCUUCCUGCCCCUUUGGGGCUGCAUGA
Mesocricetus auratus (golden hamster) is the source of this 1639-nucleotide messenger RNA. It is a transcript of the gene Arpc4, whose product is annotated as actin related protein 2/3 complex subunit 4. Bases 16 to 744 code for a protein of 242 amino acids. The record is from RefSeq and is a predicted model, not a curated record. The transcript is spliced from 6 exons. Gene Ontology annotation, cellular component: actin cytoskeleton; Arp2/3 protein complex. Gene Ontology annotation, biological process: actin filament polymerization; Arp2/3 complex-mediated actin nucleation. NCBI's taxonomy places the organism in Eukaryota, Metazoa, Chordata, Mammalia, Rodentia, Cricetidae. Gene Ontology annotation, molecular function: actin filament binding.